Messenger RNA from Rotaria sp. Silwood2, 966 nucleotides. The record is from the annotation of a GenBank genome assembly. Lineage: Eukaryota; Metazoa; Rotifera; Eurotatoria; Philodinida; Philodinidae.
AUGUUAGCUGCGUUAGGUGUAUUAGAAAAUUCGACUGUUAUUAUUAUUGCCAGUAUACUUGUUAGUCCAUUAAUGAAUUCAAUAUUAGAUAUUGUAUUUGGUCUUUCUAUGCGUGAAAAUUCAUUAUGGCAACAAAGUUUGCGAAAUGAAUUAAUCGGUUUAAUUAUUUGUCUUAUUAAUGGAUUUAUUCUUGGAUUCUUUACAACAUUUGUCGAAACAGACCGGAGAAAUUCAACAAGUUUUUCAACAUCUGAAAUGAAAUUACGUGGUUCACUUUUUGGUGUUGCUGUUUCGGGUUUUAAAUGUAUUAAUAAUGAUUAUCAACCAUUUUAUACAUGUAAUAUUUCAAGUGAAGCAGUUAUAUUAAUUUGUUGUAGUUUAUUACUUAUUAUUGUUAAUAUAAUAUGCAUUAUAAUUAUGGUAUUAACUAUAUUUCGCAUAAAAGAAGUUGUUCUAUUACAUCAAUCGAAUAAAAAUAUAACUAAAUUUUUUCAUUAUGAUGUUAAAAUUGCACGUGAUUAUAAUAAAAUAAUUCAUGAAAAUGAUUCAAAUGAAACAAAUUUUACAACAACUAAUCUUCGUAGAAAUGAUUUAUCGAAAUCUAUUAUCAAUCAAUGGAAAUCCUUUAAAUUAUCAUUAUCAGUGAAUGUUGAUUUAGAAUCAAAUAACAACAAUGAUAAUCUAUUGUCAAAUGAUAUGAAAUCACAACGAAAAUUAUUUCGUUUUAAAUUAUUUACAAAAGAAUAUGAUCUUGAUAUAUUUAAUAGAGAUGAUUAUCAUUUAACAAAUUCUAAUAGUCGAGAAAAAGUACGUCUUCUUGUUAAUGAUCUUGUUGAUAUAUGUCAAGAAAUGUCAUCAAUAUUUGUCGAUCUAUAUUGUCUACAAUCAUUAGGUACACAAUUGUCAUCAACGAAUAAAGAAUACAUGUCAUUUUUAUCAAGAAAUCAUGGAACUUUUACCGCCUAA